Molecule: messenger RNA, 2778 nt
Organism: Thunnus maccoyii (southern bluefin tuna)
Lineage: Eukaryota; Metazoa; Chordata; Actinopteri; Scombriformes; Scombridae
Gene: nagk
Product: N-acetylglucosamine kinase
Exons: 10
Coding region: 1440-2486 (348 amino acids)
Molecular function (GO): N-acetylglucosamine kinase activity
Source: RefSeq, a predicted model, not a curated record
CAGCUCAUAUCCGGUAUGGUAGUAAGUAUGCAGUGUUUGACGCAGCUCAGUUUGCAGGAGGAGUGAGCAGCGCGCACCGAGCCGCUCCUCUUCCUCUCCUCCCACCUCCUCACUCUUGUGUAACUUCUCUGUUGGUUUCAGCAAUGACACACGCACACUUUCUAACGAAAAUAUAGACUAUAGCUACAUGUAAACUACAUGCACAAGCAACAGGUGAUGAUUAUAUGAGCAAAUAAACUGCGGGACAUCUUAUCCAUACAUGCCCCAUAAUGGUCGAUUGUAAUACCUUCUAGUAGUACUCAGAUAUAAUUACAGACCAAUUAUAGGAAUUUUGAGAAGCCAAGGAAUGAUAAUUGUUUUUAAGCAGCCUAUGUUGGCAAACAGAAGCAAGUCCCUAAUUGUUGCCUUAAUGUGUUGCAGAUGCCUCCUGCUGGCUCACAGUGUAACUCAUAGUUUGUGUCCCUGUUUUUCAGCCCAUAACCAAAUGGUGCGAAGUCUCUGUCAAUAUUAUUCUUGACACUAAGUGUGGAUUUUUAAACCAUGAGUCAAUAGUUUUUUUUUUUGGUUGGCCAGGCUUCUUUCAUAAGACUGGAAAAGCCUGUUUUUGUCCUGUCAGGCUGUAUUUCUCACAUAUAAAACAUAGUAUUAGGAAAAAACCUUCAUACCUUACAUAGACCAACAUUUGCUGCGGUUCUAUAUGUUCUAUUAAACAAUCACCAUAGCGUUAUUUAUCCUGGUGUUUAAUCUGGUCUAUUUUAGUUGCAGGUUAUUCUAAUUAGGGUAUUUCUGCUGUCUGUAUCUGUCAGCACUCUUACACACCUUUGCACCAUUUGCAUCCUGCUAAGUUCACCGAAACUGUUUCACCUUUUUAUAGACACUGUGUGUUGUUGUUGUUGUUGUUGUGCACUUGUUUCCAUGUGCAUGUAUCUAUUUUUUCACCAAUUUGCAUAUACAUAGUGAUAUAUUUAUGUUUACUUAUCUUUGUUCAGCUUUUUGUUCUUGUGUAUCUUCCUCAACAUUAUGGUGUGUAAGCACACUGAGAGCCACAAAAAAACAGUCAAAUUUUUGUAUGUAUUAACAUGCUUGGCCAAUAAAGCUGAUUCUGAUAUAAAACAUACAAAAACCUUAUCUUACAGAAACCAACAUUUAGGCCUACUGCUAUUCUAUAUGCUUUCCUUUAUAAUAAUCACCAUAGCAUUAUUUAUUCUGGCAUACAAACAUUAUAGUGGUUAAUUUGGUUUAUUUUUGUUGCAGGUUGUUCUAAUUUAGGCCUCAAACAUCCUAUAAAAAACUUUUCAUGUGCCCCAUACACACAUGGAAAUACACAACUGCCACCUACUGGUUAUUGAUUAGCAUUGCAGGCAAUGCAGGUUGGAGCUAUUGGCGAUAUUGCUGUUCUCGCGAUAUCAGGGUGUCAGGACCAAAACAGGAAGUGAGACAUGGCAACGGUGUUCGGCGGAGUAGAGGGUGGAGGGAGUCACUCCGUAGCGUUGCUGGUGGCAGAAGAUGGGAAGAUCUUGGCAGAGACGAAGGGACCGUCCACCAACCACUGGUUGGUUGGUGUGGACAAAUGUAUUACAACUAUCAACGACAUGGUCCAGAGAGCCAAGAUUGAGGCGGGACUGGAUCCAAACACCCCCCUGUGCUCACUGGGCAUGUCUCUGAGUGGAGGGGAGCAGAAGGAGGCCAUCAACCAUCUGAUGGCUCAAUUGAAGGAACUGUUCCCCAAUCUCAGCAAGCACUACUUCAUCACUACUGAUGCCAUCGGCGCCGUGGCAACCGCCAGUGAUCGUGGAGGUGUAGUCUUGAUAUCAGGGACUGGCUCUAACUGCAAGUUAGUCAAUCCUGAUGGAUCGCACGUCGGCUGCGGAGGCUGGGGUCACAUGAUGGGUGAUGAAGGAUCCGCAUUCUGGAUCUCUCAUUUGGCUGUAAAGACGGUGUUUGAUGCCAAGGACAAAAUGGUCACUCCUCCGCAUGAUGUUAAACACGUGAAAAAAGCCAUGAUGGAGUACUUCCAGGUGUCAGAUCUGAUGGGCAUGCUGCCGCACCUCUACAGAAACUUCCAGAAGUCCCACUUUGCUGGUUUCUGUAAGAAGCUGGCUGAAGGUGCAGAAGCAGGGGAUGCUCUCUGCCGGUAUGUGUUCACUCAGGCUGGGAGAGUCCUGGCAAAACAUGUAGAAGCUGUUUUACUUGAAGCACAGGAGCCUCUACUGAGUGGUGAGCUCGGCCUGCCCAUCCUGUGUGAAGGCUUAGUGUGGAAGAGCUGGGAGCUUCUGAAGCCAGGGUUUAAUGAGGUCUUGGAUAAAGUGGCAUCAUCUGACAAGUUCAAGGGUCGUUUCCAUGGCUACAGCCUCCUGGUUUUGAGGCAGUCUUCAGCCCUUGGAGGCGCUAGUCUCGGGGCUAAGAGUAUUGGUGCCACCAUAAAAAUGGAUUACGCUGCCAAUGCCAAAGUUUUCUACCAACACACCUUCAACAGCAACCAAUGACAUUUCAACUGAGGGAAAAAAAUGUGCUUUUGCUAAUAAUAUUUACUAUAAUGAUGAUAAUGAUGAUUGUUGUGUAAUAAGGGUUUAGUGCCUGAUCUCACUACAAGAUACCAAGAUGGUGGUUGAAAAUAAGACUUGGGUAUUCUGGUGACUUAUCAGCUGCUUGUCAGCCCCUCGGACCAUUGAUUUGAUAUUACUUUCAUUGUACUGUCAAAACAAAUCCUUGAGAUUUCAGAACUUGUUUACAUUUUACAUUUAUAAUAAAGGUGCAGAUGAUUUUGCAGAAAUCUUA